Messenger RNA from Mercenaria mercenaria, 4528 nucleotides. RefSeq names its product L-xylulose reductase-like. The coding region runs from base 111 to 866 and encodes 251 amino acids. Gene Ontology annotation, molecular function: carbonyl reductase (NADPH) activity; L-xylulose reductase (NADPH) activity. The transcript has a single exon. NCBI's taxonomy places the organism in Eukaryota, Metazoa, Mollusca, Bivalvia, Venerida, Veneridae. Gene Ontology annotation, biological process: glucose metabolic process; xylulose metabolic process. The record is from RefSeq and is a predicted model, not a curated record.
UGCGCAAUUUGUACAUGCAUAGUGAUGAUUUAAAUUUGUUUUGUCCUGAUUAAGCCAUAACUGCUUAAGUAUUUGGAUGUGCUAGUUACGGUUAAGGUAUUGUGUUUAUAAUGCCGUUUAAUUUUAGCGGAAAGAAAAUGUUGGUGACUGGGGCAGGGAAAGGCAUCGGACGUGGUGUAGCUAUUGCACUGAGUCAAAGCGGAUGUAAAGUUUAUGCUCUAAGUCGGACAAAGUCUACGCUUGAUACAUUAGUGGAGGAAUAUUCAAGCAUUGCACCCAUCGAAGCUGACUUAUGUAAUUGGGACGAUACAAGAGCAAAGUUAGAAAAACUUGAAGCUUUGGACGGUUUGGUGAAUAAUGCUGGCAUAACUGGUCAUGAUUACACAGCAUUGGAGUGUCCAAGAGAGUACUUGUGUAAGAUACUGGAUAACAACCUUCUUAGUGCAAUAAACUGUUCACAAGUGGUCGCUAAGAAAAUGAUAGAAGUCAAAGUUAAAGGAUCAAUAGUCAACGUAUCGAGUAUAGGAGGCUUAGCUUCAGCUCCAAAUGCACUACCGUAUGUCGUGUCAAAAGCUGGAACGAAUAUGGCAACCAAACAGUUCGCUCUAGAACUCGGACCACAUGGUAUCCGUGUGAACUCCGUGAACCCGGCAAUCGUAAGGACACCAAUGAUGCAAGACCUCAUCGAGAAAGGUUUACCGGUGGAAAGGUUAGCUAUCGAAAGAUGCCCAAUGGGCAGGAUAAUAGAGGUACAUGAAGUCGUAGAUCCGAUCCUGUAUCUCUUAAGCGAUCACUCAUCCGUGGUGACUGGACAGACUCACGUUGUAGAUGGCGGUGUGCUCUCUAAUAUUACGGUCAAAAUAUAACUCUCUAAAGUGGUCAACGUGCAACUUAGUACCAUUAUAGUUGCAGUGUAACUCUGUAACAUUACGAUCAAAGUGUAACUCUCUAACAUCGCGAUCAAUGUGUAUCUCUCUAACAUUACGAUCAAAAUCUAACUCUCUAAUAUCAUGGUCAAAGUGCAACUUUGUACCAUUACAGUUACAGUAUAACUCUGUAACAUUACGAUCAAUGUUUAACUCUGUAACAUUACGAUUAAAGUUUAUCUCCCUAACAUUACGGUAAAAGUGUAUCAUGAAGUAGCGAGAGAAGUCAACUUAUAUUCAUUUAUCACACACGAAUAUGUUGAUGGAAUUCAGAGACCAUGUCAAAAGUGGAGAACUUCCUUUUACGGUUCAUGAAACUAUUGUUAAGAUAAUUUUAAAUUUAGUCUAAAUGAGCAGCGCUAACAUUUCCAAUCUGGGCACCCAGGCAAUUCUUCUAAUCGAUAGUGCUGAAAACAAUGUGUGAUAUAUUUGAAUAUUGUGCAGACACUUUUUAACACACCAAGGCUAAUUAGAUCAAUAGAACUGGAUAGCUUGUCGGAUGGGCGGACAAAUGGAUGGAUAAGUGUUUUGUUUAUUAUUUAAGAAAUAAUAAAUAUCUCCAUAUAUUCUAUCAGUUAAUAAAAUAUGGGCAGUCGAUCGGAUGCGUAAUAAUUAAAUCACGAGUGCGUAGUUUUCGGAUGCGUAAUAAUUAAAUCACGAAUGCGUAGUGUUCGGAUGCGUAAUAAUUAAAUCACGAGUGCGUAGAACGAGUGAUUUAAUAUUUGCAUCCGAACGACUGCCUAUAUUUUAUUAAAUGGUAAAAUUAUUUGAACAUAUUUAUUAUUUCGAUUCUAACCACGCAAAUUCUUCGCUUUUUACAGCACUAAAUUUAAGCUCGAUACAUCAUUCGGCUGGCCAUAUGCUAUUAUAAAAACCUCCCCACGAAUGGAAAGCGUUGCAUAAAUUGUAAUUUGCCAAUAGUCAGAAAAUAUUAAUUAAAGUAUUAAGUAGUUACUGCUGUGAAAAUAUUAUUUUCAAUAACAUCUAACUUCGGAUAUGGAAAUCAGAAGUAAAUACUCCAUUCAAAGUUUAUCUAUACAGUUUCGAAAAAUAGUACACGUAACCUAUGUUGACACUUAAACAUAAACACCAGAACAUAGCGGCAUAUGAAGACGUAAACACAUUAGUCUGGAAGAAUGGAGCAUGUAUUAUAAUUGAUUUACUGUUAAAGUAGAAUCUAGUUGACACUUGUGGUGACUACAACGCAGAAAUUGUAAUCUACGUAGACGACCAGAUAUAAAGCUAGAUGCACUGAUGUUGAAGUACUGUCUAGACUGACUGGAACAUUUUCUUACGGUUAGAAAUUAUUUGUUUCAGAAAAUUUGAUGUACUUUUUAUUACUACUAGUCUACUUAGCCCUGAAAAAGUCGAGUAUUUAGUUGGCAUAUACGGAAGCAGAGUAGAAUCUCACAGUCAUGUUACAAGCGUAGGGUGGAACGGAACAGCUAUAUUUUAUCGUAGAUUCAUGUAUAGGCGAUUUCACUAUAAACACAUGGAGCCAUUUCGGUUGAGGUAGUUCUGCAUAUGGGCAUUUAAGUAAAACAUUUACGCUUGUAACAUGACUGUGAGAUUCUACUCUGCUUCUGUGUAAGUGACUUAUUCUUGCAUUUAAAUUACAUUGAUACAAUGGUAAAUUGAUAUUUUAAUAUUCUUUGUCCCAAUUUCUAAUUUCUAUGUUCCAUUUUCUUAUUUCUUUGUAUGGAAAAGAUAAUCAGUAGUGUAAAACAUAACAUUUUAUCAAAAACAUUCCUGCAUGCAAAGUGGAUUUUACAUAUUUGCUAUGUUUAAAUUGUUAAUGCUGAAGUUUUAAUUUUUCUACGCCGUAAAUUUCUUUCUCUAGGUCCUAAAUUGCUAAUCGCUAACUGUAAAUUUCAUAACUCACUUUACAAGUGUUUCAUCAAGUCUCAUUAUUCGCAUUUCUUUUCAUUCAGAAAGUAUUUCUCGAUUGUAUAAUCAAUUUCAAACAUAUAUUACAUCAUUUAGAAGUUAUAAUAGGAAACUUGUCUCGUACGCAUCUAAAAGUUACAAUGUAAGAAAUAGAAUUUAGAAGGGUACCAGUAAAAUUGGUAUCCAGCUACAUAGAAAUUAUAACAAAGAAGGAACCAGAAAUACCGAUUCCCUUUUAAGACAGAGUGCGCUCCAAUCUAGACUACUUUACGGCACAAUGGUUUCCAGGGGUUUCCCAAUGUUAUAAAUAGCAACUCGACUCUUCAAAAACUCUGUCUGGAGGAGGACCACUUCGUUCAUUUCGUAGCCAAUUAUGUAUGUUUAUAAACCUAUCUGUCGAAAUACUGACUUGAUUAUAAAAAUUAUGAUACUGUACAAUUGAAUUGGCCUUAGUUGCCGGUUAGCCAAAUUCAUUCGGCGCUCGACCCAUUUUAUAUACUUGUCAGGCCCGGGUUCAGAAUUUUAUGACUUGGGGGUUGGGGUGUUGGGCGCCAGUCUAGAACGAAGACGUCAUCGCCGAGGCGCAUAGCAAGCGCUGAGAGCGGGUAGGUAUUAGAGGGGUGCCUUUGCCCAUGUUAAGGGUGUCAGGGAGGGUCCCCCGCGUGUUUCUUUUUGUUUGAAAAUACAGGUAUGAAAUGGUGGCCUCUGGUGCAUUUACUAGAGGCUGUACUCCCCUCAUUUUAGGGGGUUCAGAGGCCUCUGGUCUAAAUUUUGAGGUAAUGGAGGGGUUACUCCCCUCUUAUUGGGGGAUGUGGGGGGCAGGGGGCUCUCCCCUGGAAAAUUACCUGAAAUACAGGUAUGAAAUGGUGGCCUUUGGUGCGUAUCUGGGUCUAAUUCUUGAGAAAAAAAUAUUCCUUUGCCAAAAUAGUAGGUUGCAUCUUUGAAUGAGUAAAGGUCACUUCUCAGCCAAAUGGGGUGGGGGAAGGGGGCGGGGUACGAGCCACUUCGACCCGGCCUUGGAUCCGGGCCUGCUUGUCGAUCAUUAUCGGUCAAAAAUGUUCUGGGAUGUUUGUUUUGGCGGAUAGAUCUACUUGAAACACGCUGUUGUUGCAUUUACAAACAUUCCCAUAUCUACCGUAGGUCACAGAUUGAAUGUAUGAAUAAUAUAGAGACUAAACGUUAUGUGUGACAUUAAUGCCUUUCUGCAUACUGGCUAGUGUACCAGAAUUCGGAUCUACAUCUACAGUGUACUGCCCAGCAAUCAAUACUGAUUUUAACUGGGAGGCGCUUUGUCUGGGACAGACUGCUAAAAGAUGAGCAAGCUCAUUCAUUAGGUGCAAAGUUAAAAAAAACAACAAAUUCUAAGAUUAAAAACAUAGGUAUAGAUUAGAAAGUUACAGUUGCCAUUCCAAGGAGAGCACCCCCCCCCCACGUCUUCUUCCCCCCCCCCCCCCCACGCACACACACAAAGAAAUGAGGGGAGUACAGCCACCAGUAAAGGCACCCUUCUAAAUUCUUUUUUUUUUCAGAUUGUAACUUCUAAAUGCGUACGAGAUAAGUUUCCUGUUAUAACUUCUAAAUGAUGUUAUAUGUGUUUGAAAUUGAUUACACAAACAAAAAAAUACUUUUUGAAUGAAAAAAAUCCUAAUAAUGAGACUUGAUGAAACACUUGUAAAGUGAGUUAUGAAAUUAUGCGAUUAGCAAAUAAGGACCUA